Molecule: messenger RNA, 5470 nt
Organism: Notothenia coriiceps (black rockcod)
Lineage: Eukaryota; Metazoa; Chordata; Actinopteri; Perciformes; Nototheniidae
Gene: tnikb
Product: TRAF2 and NCK interacting kinase b
Exons: 20
Cellular component (GO): cytosol
Source: RefSeq, a predicted model, not a curated record
GAGUACAAGAGGAAGCAGAUCGAGGAGCAGCGUCAGGCGGAGCGCCUGCAGAGGCAGCUGCAGCAGGAGCGAGCGUACCUGGUGUCUCUGCAGCAGCAGCAGGAACCCCCCCGGCCCCCCCAGGACAAGAAGCAGCUAUACCACUACAAAGACCAGGCCCCCGGCACCAACGACAAGCCGGCCUGGGCUUCCGAGGUGAUGCGCCGAGCUCAGAGCAACUCCCCUCGCAUCCCCCCCAAGAAGUACCACUCCUUCAGGGAGAAGCGGAACGUCGACAUGAACGACCUCCUCCGCCUCCCCGGUUUCAAACCCCGCCGCCGCAGACCCCCCUCCUACCCCGCUCACAACAGUCCUUCUAGGGGCAACAUGCACAUGCCUCAGAUCCGAGUCACCUGCAUCCCAGAGCCGGGGGCCCGCUGGCAGAGCCCCCGCGGCAGCCCCGACCGUGGCCCAGAGUCCAGGGGCCGCAGCCCCGGGCGCAGGGUGGAGGAGCAUUAUAAGAUGAACAGACAGACUUCUCCUGCGUUGCAGCAUAAGGUCGCUAACCGGAUCUCGGACCCAUCGCUGCCCCCCCGCUCCGAGUCCUUCAGCAGUGGAGGCAUCCAGCAGGCCCGCACCCCCCCAAUGCACCGCUCCGUGGAACCACAGAUGGCCCAUUUGGUGCAGGUGAAGAGCCACGGUCUGUCCGGGUCCCAGUCCCUGUACGACCCCCACGGCGUGUCCUCCUCCUCGGCGUCGCCCUCCCCCUCCCGACCUCCCAUGCCCCGGCAGAACUCCGACCCCACCUCUGACACCCCUACCCCCCUGCCCCUUUCCCGCCUGGCACCCCCCCUCGACAAGCUGGACCGCAGUUCAUGGCUGCGGCAGGACGACGACGUGCCCCCCAAGGUUCCUCAGAGGACGACCUCCAUCUCUCCUGCUUUAGUCAGAAAACACUCUCCUGGAAACGGACCAGGCCUCGGCCCCCGGGCUGGAGCCCACCUUAUACGGGCCAGCAACCCCGACCUGCGGAGGACGGACAUUUCCCUGGAUACGCCGCUGAAGAAGACAAGCAGCGGCAGCUCCUCCAGCUCCAGCACCCCGAGCUCCCACGGGGGGUCCAACGAGAGAGGUAACCAAGCAGUUAAUAUUGAGGGCUCAAGUCUUUCUUCUUCCCAUGAGAACAAAGAGGACGGCAGAGAGACACGACCCAGCCGGCCUGCAAGCUAUAAGAGAGCUGUAGACGAGGAGGAGUUGGACCUGACGGCUCUGGCCAAAGAGUUGCGGGAGCUCCGUCAGGGCGAGGAGACGAGCCGCCCCCCAGUCAAAGUGACCGACUACUCCUCCUCCAGCGAAGACUCCCACAGCAGCGAGGAUGAGGAGGGGGAGGGGGGGGCGAAUGAUGGGACCGUGGCCGUCAGCGACAUACCGCGGAUCAUGCCAAAUGCGGGUCAAGCUAUGAACGAGGCCUUCAGCAUGUUGGGAGGUCACAAUGAUGACUCGUAUGGAAACAGCUCACAGGACGGCACCCUGAUGAUGAGAGAGUACGGGAUGGGGAGCAGCGGAGGAUCCAAGUCUUCCUUCACUCCGUUCGUAGAUCCGAGGGUUUACGGGACCUCACCGACUGACGACGACGAUGAUAACACUUCUGCCUCAUCGCUUUUUUCUGACGAGCUUAUGAAGCAGGAGCAGGAGCAGGCGCGGCUCAACGAGGCCCGAAAGAUCUCCGUAGUCAAUGUUAACCCGACCAACAUCCGGCCGCACAGCGACACGCCCGAGAUCCGCAAAUACAAGAAACGCUUCAACUCUGAGAUCCUCUGUGCAGCUCUUUGGGGAGUGAAUCUGCUGGUGGGGACGGAGAAUGGCCUGAUGUUGCUGGAUCGAAGCGGUCAAGGGAAAGUUUAUAAUCUGAUUAAUCGACGGCGCUUUCAACAGAUGGACGUCCUGGAGGGACUCAACGUCCUUGUCACCAUCUCAGGGAAGAAGAACAAGCUGCGAGUUUACUACCUGUCCUGGCUAAGGAACAGGAUAUUACACAAUGACCCUGAAGUGGAAAAGAAACAAGGCUGGAUCACUGUCGGGGAGCUGGAGGGCUGCGUGCACUACAAAGUUGUGAAAUAUGAGAGGAUUAAGUUUUUGGUGAUUGCUCUGAAGAACGCAGUGGAGAUCUACGCCUGGGCGCCUAAACCUUACCACAAGUUUAUGGCCUUCAAGUCGUUCACUGAGCUUCAGCACCGCCCUCAGCUGGUGGACCUGACGGUGGAGGAGGGUCAGAGGUUAAAGGUCAUCUAUGGCUCCAGUGUCGGCUUCCACGUCAUCGAUGUGGACUCUGGAAGCCCCUACGACAUCUACAUCCCCUCACAUGUUCAGGGUCAGGUGACCCCACACGCCAUCGUGGUGCUGCCCAAGACGGACGGCAUGGAGAUGCUGCUGUGCUACGAGGACGAGGGCGUCUACGUCAACACCUAUGGACGCAUCACCAAAGACGUGGUGCUGCAGUGGGGCGAGAUGCCCACAUCCGUCGCCUACAUCCACUCCAACCAGAUCAUGGGCUGGGGAGAGAAGGCCAUUGAGAUCCGCUCCGUGGAGACGGGACACCUCGAUGGAGUUUUCAUGCACAAGCGAGCUCAGCGACUGAAGUUUCUAUCGGAGAGGAACGACAAGGUUUUCUUCGCCUCGGUGCGCUCUGGAGGAAGCAGCCAAGUCUUCUUCAUGACCCUCAACAGAAGCUCCAUGAUGAACUGGUAACCUUCAACAACACGAGCCUCCUCUUCUUCACUCUGAACAUCGGCCGACAUCAGGAGGACAGUGUGUUUGUUUGUGUGUGUAUGUGUGUGUGUACAAUGUGUGUCUGGAGGAAAUCAACGAGCUGCUGAAGGGACGAAAUUGCAACUGGAGUAAACUCGCAGUAAAAACAGCAUCCAACCUCUAGGUGGCGCUGCAGGUCACUCCACACACUGACAGCGGCCUUCGCUGUGGACGUUUCCUCUCGAGGGUUUUUAUUCCAGACUUUAAAGGACGAUGACAUCACGCCGAGUAGCCUUUGACUUCCUGGAGAAAAUCUCUGUGUAGCACAUUAAUGAUUCCUGACAGGGUGUUCACACUGCGAGCAUGAUUUCCUGCUUGUUGGUGAAGAUGCCGGUGGGCUGAAUUCAAUCAUACAGCUUUUACAGGGCUGGGUCAUAGUAAGAAACAAAUCCUACUUUCUAAGAUAGCAUCAACAGAAGAAUUUUUGUUUUCAAAAUAGCAGAUGCAGCUGGUUUAAAAGUCACCAAAAUCACUUUGCAGUACAUCCGCACUAGGCUGGCUAAGGUUGUCCAAAAUCCAUAAGAAAUCCAUAAACUCUCACCAAAUGUUGAGCUGUGGACAAGCAAGAAUGAGUCGUUGGAAGACAACCUCAAUCUGCCAUUAGGGCUGCACCAAAUAUUUAAAAAAUGCAAUAAACUUGUUGAAUAUAUCACAAAAGAUAUUAAUUACGAUUGAUAAACCGAUAUUAAAAAGAACUGUCUCUUCUACAUCUAAAAUAUUAACGGACAAAUAAAAACAUGUUUUGUCUCCCCUGAAUAUUGAGUGCUAUCAUUUAUCUGACAUGCUUCAAACGGAUAGGAAUCAGGUAUUUGGCAGAUAUAGAAGACUUCAUUAGAAUCACCUAACCUUUCAAAGACAUUUGCCUUUCCCUAAUUUGUGUUAUAUGACAAAUAAUCUUUACAACAACCUAAAAAUGCUGAUGUAAACACUCGUUAUUUUCCAGCUUUUUCCGUCUAAGUGUGGAAGUACGCUGAAUCAGCCUUUUUAUCAUCAUAAGACCAAAUAUUGAAUUCAGAUUUUAUAGUAUAUGAUGAAAAGUGAUGACUGAUCUUCAUGGAUGUUUUCUAGACUCACAUCUUGUAGCAAAACCUCAAAGGGUGUUCUCUUAGCGCUGUCAGAUGUUUUAUGAUAAAGCACAUCACAAUCCAUAAAACCGGGAGAAGUGGAGCUCUGUUUUUCCCCUGAUCAUUGCUCUCUGUCUGUAGGAAAUGAAAGGACUUUAUGAUGGUGUUGCUCACAGUGUGAACACUCACUUUGAGUGCUGCUGCUGCUGAAACACCUUCUGUCUCUUCCCCUUUAGAAGAAAAAGAAUUACAAAAAAGCAGUGGAAAAUGGGGGAUUUUAUACUUGUUGUUGAGGAUGCACAGCUUCUUUGUCCUGGUGUAUAUCUGGCAGGGGAAGGAAGGUUGUAGAUAUUGUAUUAUUGCUGCAACAGCAACACAAUAACUUCACAUCAUUUCUCACAAAAAGGACUUGGCGUAGGGUAGUUGCCAACUUCUGGAAGUUUUUUGUUUCUUCUUCCACCUUUUUUUCUGUCCCUGCUGUUCUGUGUACACUGUGUAAAUACUCACUUUGAUGUUAAGGACAGUUUUUGCAAAAGCAGGUGAGAAUACACAAGAAAGAAAACAAGAAAGUUUUGCUUUUAUUUCAUACCUCUGUCAAAUAUGUCCAUCAAGAGUGGACUUACACAAAAGAUUUGUUUGGGUUGACACCUCAAGUUGACUCUUUUUCUGCGUAGUUCGUCACUGUUUAUUAAGUUUUGCAUUUUGCAUGGUGACAAACAUGUUUUACCUGUCGUCACUUAUUAUAAAUUGUAAGUUUAAGGCAAUACACAGAAGCUGGACGCUGAGAGACAAACUUUCUACACUGAGCUGUACAUUCAACGUUUUGAAACUUAGCUUUGCCUCUGUGCUUUUAUCUCAUGAGAAACAGUCAGAUAAAUCAAGAUUGCAGACUGGAUUAUUAUACAUUUACCAUCAAAUUUAUACUUUUUGUUGAUGCUCACACUUAGAGCAGCUUAUAAAGAGCCAGCAGGGCGGGCUCAGCAUCACUUUUGAGGACAUUUUCUACUUUUUACCCUUUGAUGAUUGUCUCUGUAAACGCUGAUGGUUGUGGGAUCGUGAUCAGGCUGCGAGAGAGGAAAGAUGUUCACUUUUUACUUGAUAUUUCUUUUGAUUGUUCAUUUAUCUUAAAGGAUGUUACAGGUUUUCCAUGUGCAGAAUGUUAGCAUUAAUCAGCCUGUGAAUAAAGGUCAGGGUCCGUGUGAGAGACCAUAGAUAAAAAGAUAUAUAUACUGUAAGAAUUUUCGUUUAUGAUGAUAUCUUACUGAUCAUUUUAGAGGAAGACAAAAAAUAAUAAUGUUCACUAAUGAAAGCUUAGUUGUCUUUCUACAGAAUAGAAAACAUAGCUAUAAGAAUUUCUAAAAAGAAAAAAAUACAAUGUUUUUAUUGUGGUAUUAUUUGUAUUUGUAUUUCAAUUUUGUACGUAUCAGGACUGUGAACGUAUGUACGGCUGUCAGCCUGUGAGUGUGUGUGUCUGUGUGUGUGUGUGUGUGUGUGUGUGUGUGUGUGCGUGUGUGUAUGUAUGUGUAGAUGAGCAUGUGAGUGUACGUUUUCACCUUGUCUGAAUCACUGGUAUCAGUCAAAAAGACGACCUCAAUCUGGUAACACACAUCUGUGAUGUU